AUGCAGGCUGUGGGCGGGGCCCGGGUGCCCGCAGUGGUCAUUGCCAGUGGGAGAGCUGCUGCUCCUCUUCAGACACUGAACCCACAGCUCAGGAGGCAACUGAGUAUCAAGGUGCAUGAGCGUGGAGACCCUGGUGUGCAUGUCUUCUCUUGUGAUGCAUCAGAGAAAGUCUACUCAUGUGACCAGGAGAGGCAGAGUGCCCUCGAAGAGGCUCAGCAGAAUCCCCGUGAGGGCAUUGUCAUCCCUGAGUGUGCCCCUGGGGGGCUCUAUAAGCCAGUGCAGUGCCACCAGUCCACUGGCUAUUGCUGGUGUGUGCUGGUGGACACGGGGCGCCCACUGCCUGGGACUUCCACACGCUACGUGAUGCCCAGUUGCGAGAGUGAUGCCAGGGCCAAGAGUGUGGAGGUGGACGACCCCUUCAAGGACAGGGAGCUACCAGGCUGUCCAGAAGGGAAGAAAAUGGAAUUUAUCACCAGCCUACUGGAUGCUCUCACCACUGACAUGGUCCAGGCCAUUAACUCAGCAGCGCCCACUGGAGGUGGGAGGUUCUCAGAGCCAGACCCCAGCCACACCCUGGAGGAGAGAGUGGUGCACUGGUACUUCAGCCAGCUGGACAGCAACGGCAGCAGCGACAUUAACAAGCGGGAGAUGAAGCCCUUCAAGCGCUACGUGAAGAAGAAAGCCAAGCCCAAGAAGUGUGCCCGGCGGUUCACCGACUACUGUGACCUGAACAAGGACAAGGUCAUCUCACUGCCCGAGCUGAAGGGCUGCCUGGGUGUUAGCAAAGAAGGUGAUAGCCCUGGCAGCUUCCCCCAGGGAAAACGAGCAGGUGCAAACCCAGACGCCUCGUCUAAGGAGCAGAAAAUCAAAGGGCAAGUGAAGAGUCCAGGGAGACAGGACGGACCAUCAGACACCCAACCUUCAGCGUUGCCCACUGCCCAGCCACAUCCCAUGUAACAUACGUGGUGCCCACCAUGUUUGCACUUUUAAUAACUGUUAUUUGCGUGUUUUGUUUCUGAUUUCAUUUUUAAACGCCGAUAUCUCAUACCACAGUGGGAAAAGAAAAGGGAAGAAAGACUGUGUAUUCGCUCAUUGUAAGUUUUUGGAUCUGCUACUGACAACUUUUAGUUUUUUGGGGGAGGGAGGAGAGGGUGUUGUUGGGACUGAGAAGAAAGAGAUUUAUAUACUGUAUAUAAAUAUAUAUGUAAAUUGUACAGUUCUUUUGUACAGG
Galeopterus variegatus (Sunda flying lemur) is the source of this 1231-nucleotide messenger RNA. Its product is annotated as SPARC-related modular calcium-binding protein 1-like. Lineage: Eukaryota; Metazoa; Chordata; Mammalia; Dermoptera; Cynocephalidae. Gene Ontology annotation, molecular function: calcium ion binding; heparin binding; extracellular matrix binding. Gene Ontology annotation, cellular component: basement membrane. Gene Ontology annotation, biological process: extracellular matrix organization. The record is from RefSeq and is a predicted model, not a curated record. The transcript has 7 exons. Bases 1 to 957 code for a protein of 318 amino acids.